UCGCGAUUCAGACAGUCGCGUGAGAAUCGUCGCGGCAGCCGGUCGGGCCCGACACCGAGCACACGCACCAACAAAUCGCGGACGAUAUAUUUUACGAUACAACUUGCUAUUUUUAAGCGUCGCGAAUCGUGAGUUUACAAGUGCAUUGGACAAUGUGGUUUGCAAACUUUGCCGGCGAUAUGUUCGAGUACGCAUGAUUUUGAUGAAACUGUCGUGAAAAACAGCACAAAUGAAGAUGACUGUAAAUCGCAUUAGGGUGGUAGUGUUGGGGAGUCCGCGGUGCGGGAAAUCGGCGGUCGUCGUGCGUUAUCUAACUAAGCGGUACAUAGGUGAAUACAGCUCUACAGGAGAUUUUCUUUAUCAGCACCGAGUCGCGUUCGACGGCGCGGUAUCUGAAGUCGAGAUUAUGGACACAUCUAACUGUGCUAUUCGUGGCUGCCUGGCAGAGCACGUGCGAUGGGGCGAUGCGUUCGCCGUGGUAUAUUCAGUGUGCGAGCGGCGGUCUUUCGUGGCGGCCGCCGAGCUGCUAUCUCUCCUGGAGCGCACCCGGCUGCCGGGCUGCGCGGCCGUCACCCUCUUGGGGAACAAGAGAGACCUCGAACAUGCUAGGGAGGUCCAUGCGGAGGAGGGUCAGGAGCUGUCUCUGCGGUUCGGGUGCCAGUUCUACGAGGUGUCGGCGGCGGAGUCGUGCGCGGGCGCGGCGCUCGCCUUCCACGCGCUGCUGCGCGAGGCGCGCGCGCUCGCGCUGCUGCUGCCCUCGCCCCGGCGCAAGCUCGCCGCCUAUUCUGUUUCUAAAGUAAUCGGCACAAUAUUUGGCAAAAAUAGCAAAAGUGUGCGAAAGAAAAGGCCGUCACUCAGCAUUUAAACUAGGAUUAAGGUUUUAUACAAAUAUUUAUUACUUAAGCCAUGGAGACUGCUCGUUUGUAAAUAAAAUAAGAAAUCAAUUUAAUAAUACAUAUGUCAGUAAAUGUCAUAAAUGUUUUCCUCAGAAAUAUUUCUGGAGUUUUUGAAAAUCUUAUUAACCGGGCCGUCGUGGUCGCAAUCCUCUAAUAAAUAAAUUAAAGAUCCUUACCUAUUUGUGAAAUAGCGAACAAUGCCAGAUUAAUGAAAUUGUACAAGAAACAUAUGUAAACGUUCACUAGUUUUUAAGACAAAUAACGUAACUGUUUCUUGUAUUUUUUUAAAUCGCGUGGUUUCGACCUUUGAACAACGUUGGCCAAGCAGGUUUGUAGCUGCACCAACGUAUCUGCACUUAUCAAAGAUCUUAUCUUAGUAAGAAAAGGUCUAUAUUUGUUUAAUUCGCAUAACUGAUAUGUGGUAGGCUUACACCCUUCAUUAAACGUGUAAGACAAGUACGUCAACGUUAAACUCAAUCAUUAUGCUCUCACAAGAAUUAUUCUGUGGAAUUACUAUAAUUUUUACAUUCAUGAUUUACGCUGCCGUUUUCACAAAUAGCCAUGUUUAUAAUGCAUCACUGACUGAGUUUUUUGGACAUCUAGUUUACUUAUAAAAAACCUGUUUGAAGAUUUAAAGACUACUUUUACGUAUAUUAUUACUGAACUCUCCCCGAAUACUUGAUGCUUCUGGGAUAUAAUUUUGGCAGAUCGGCGACCUCAUUGUGUCAUUUUAAACCUGUCCUGUAGGAUCUGCAUUUGUUAAGGGGAUCCCAUGCCCCAAUGACCUUCGAUUUGAAUCCCUUAGUUUUCUAAUGUUUUUUGUAGGUUAUCAUAUUAACAGCAACGGAUUUUAGCAAUAUAGUAUCCCAUAUUUACUUCAAAGUUCAUUGUUUUCGAAAUAUUUGGCAUCAAAGUUGAACAAUUUUAGGGCAAAAAACUGUUUUUCUGGCCAUAACUUUUGUGUUAAUUAGUUUAAAAUUAAAACCUUAGACAAAUUUUUAGAGACGUCUAAGACGAACCCAAAUAUGUAGAUUUCGUAUAAGUAAGAUCUUUCACAGCAAUCGAGACACGAAAAAAGUGUUUUUUAGACAAUGUUUAAAACAAUCAUAAAUAAAUAAGUAUUAAUUUUUUUCACAAUCCGGUAGACAAAAAUGGAGAUAAAAGAUUGAAGAACCGAUAGGCGCUUGUCUUAUAAUUCUAUAUGUAGUGCAAAAGUAGGAGAUACGAUUCAAAACUUGUCAAAAAUCGAUGAAAACCUCAGGUAGCCCCUUAAAGAAAAGUAUCUAUUAUUUUCUUGCUGAAGUUGCAAGAAUGCUGGGCAGGUCAGUAAAUAGUUCCAUUAUAGUGACUUGAGAUGUACCUUAAUCGGUUUAAAAACUUGUUAAUCUAAGCUAAAAAAACACGUUUUUUGUAGUACUGAUACAUCUUUACUUUGUUAACGAGCUCAGUAUUCUAAAUAAGUAGUUUUGUAAUUUUGUGGUAGGUUGCAGAUGCAAGUAAUAUUCUCCAGAUAUAUAGGUAAGAUAACUUUUGAGAGGCAUAAGUGAAAAUUUGAACAAUGGAAUGUUUCUAAUUUUCAUGGUGUGCCAUAUUAAAAAGCAUCUCGGCCGUAACCUCUUUAAGUUUAAUACAAAUUACAAUUGUAAGUUGUAUUGAGAGUAUUGAGCCUGGCUUUCUAGGGGUGCGGGUCGUGUGGAUCGAGCGUGACUCGCAGGGCCCGAUUACGGUACCCUACAAUAGGUGUAAUUGAGGCACUACAGGAACAUAUAAACUUAUAUCUGAGGUCACGAACGCUCGAUACAUUAAGCGUUGCUAUUUGUGAAAUGUUAUUUAGCGAGAAAAUAAUUCAAGCUGUAUGAAUAUUUCUGUCAACAAUAUAUGUUUUGUAUUGUUGUUUAUCGGUAGGUAGGUACUUUCUGUGGUAGGUACUCUAAAAAUACGUUGACUUAUCGAUAACGCAGUAACAUGCUUGUCCAUACCUCAACGACAAAAACUGUACAUACGCUGCUGCUGCGUCAAGUUCUGGUAUUACUGAUUCUUACGGACGUGCGAUGUUAAAAAAGAAUUUUGGGCGUCCAAUUGGUAAUUUCACAAGAUGGCGUACACUCGUACUAGGUAUACAUUUGUAGGCGGCCGAAUUGCCACAGUUAGCGCCUAAAUGAUGCAGAAUUGCAGAUGCCUCUAAUACGCCACAUUCUUUUGACUGAAUUUGCACUUAGUUACAAAUUUUUGGUGUUUAGUUUUCUGUUAAAAAUGUUUUUCUUGUAUGUGAUGUUACGAAGAAACGACAAAAAUAAUGUAAUACGAGAACCAGUGAGUACUUUGAAUAGUUUAGAUAGCUCCAAAACUUAGUACAUUUGGUCUAUCCUUCUGAUGACGACAGGGUUUCCAAAUUAGCGAUCUUAAAUUUAACUCGAUCAAUUGGACAGUCAAAACUUAAUUGGGCCCUAUGUAUGUACUAUAUGUAGUUAAUGUAGUACGCCAAUCGUCAGGAGGAUAAGUAGACGUAAAACGGUUCACACACCUUACUUAAUUCGUAACUGACGACAGGGACGCAGCUAUACGUUAGACGUGACGCAGCUAUACGUGAUAUGUGCAAAAUUUUAUACAUUCCUGCUUACAUACGGCGCACAUGCGGAUUUGGAGUACUGGAGUGCUUGCCCCUACGGCAAGGUGCUGACUAUUUGCGUGAACCGCUUAUUUAAGCUAUAUGCAUUACUCGUGCACGAUGGAGAUAACUGGAGCAAGUAAAGGUGCGGCAUUUUUGCGCAAGCAGCAUGUGCAAGUUACUUGCUCCAGUAGCCCGCGCCUUGACUUGCACUACUUGCGCAGAUUGUUAGGCUUAAGUAGUUGCGCGUGUUGCUCGCGCUGGUACAUGCUCAAAUCAUGCGCAAGUGCUUCAACAGCUAAUCAACACGCUUAGCUAAAUCUUAAUACCUAUACAAAUAAUGUGUCGUCCUUUUCAUAAUCGCCUUUUACUUAAUAUGUUAUAAUACCGUGUAAAUAAAGUCAGUAUUCCUUGUAAAUAAUUCAUUUUAAUAAUAUAUAUUAUAAUACACCUCGCACUAGAGUUACGAUUGACUCAACAAAUUGUAAAUAUUGAUGUUAAAAGUUCAUGUUAGCCUUUAGAUAUAACAUUUACAGUAAAAUAAUAAAACUCGAUAGUAAAAUAAA
Messenger RNA from Cydia strobilella, 4070 nucleotides. Its product is annotated as ras-related and estrogen-regulated growth inhibitor-like protein. The transcript is spliced from 6 exons. The record is from RefSeq and is a predicted model, not a curated record. Gene Ontology annotation, molecular function: GTPase activity; GTP binding. Lineage: Eukaryota; Metazoa; Arthropoda; Insecta; Lepidoptera; Tortricidae. Bases 230 to 865 code for a protein of 211 amino acids.